Capsicum annuum is the source of this 1735-nucleotide messenger RNA. RefSeq names its product IAA-amino acid hydrolase ILR1-like 4. Gene Ontology annotation, molecular function: IAA-Ala conjugate hydrolase activity. Gene Ontology annotation, biological process: auxin metabolic process. Gene Ontology annotation, cellular component: endoplasmic reticulum. The record is from RefSeq and is a predicted model, not a curated record. NCBI's taxonomy places the organism in Eukaryota, Viridiplantae, Streptophyta, Magnoliopsida, Solanales, Solanaceae. Bases 302 to 1645 code for a protein of 447 amino acids. The transcript has 5 exons.
UUAAAUACCGUAUCAAAUAUGUUUCUGACACUUUCACGUUCUACGGAUUUUGUCACGUUUUUCAUUUGUUUCAUGGGGCCAAAAGUAUCAACUAGUCCACCUAUAAUAUCCACUAUAUUAUCACACCACAUUUAAUUUGUUGUCUCCUUCUAAGCCAUAUAUAUGAACAUAUCUUCAUCUGUACUUCUAUUAUAAUAAUAUAGUCCCAUAGUGGGUCUCUGUAAAACCAAAGAACAACAAUACCCACAAAUUUUCUUGGUAGCAUUUACACAUUCUGGCUGAGCUCAUUUUUUCACGGAUAAUGGGUACUAAGAAAGUUUUGAUCUUGUUGGUUUUAUCUAUGUUGAUGGUUUUCUCUAUGGGCCAUGAUGGUGGUGAAGAUGAGUGUUUGAAUCCAUUUUUGGUUGAUCAAAAUAUUUUUACAAAAGAUUAUAUAAAAAAUUUAGCGAAUGAUACUGAGACUGUGAAGUGGAUGACAAAAAUAAGGAGACAAAUUCACGAGAAUCCUGAACUUGCUUACGAAGAAUUUAUGACAAGUGCUUUGGUUAGAGAGGAGCUUGAUCGGAUGGGAAUUAAAUACCGGUGGCCGGUGGCUAAGACCGGCGUUGUUGCGUCCAUCGGCUCCGGGAAGCCGCCGUUUGUUGCUCUCAGAGCUGACAUGGAUGCUUUGCCUAUUCAGGAAUUGGCAAAAUGGGAACACAAGAGCAAAGUUGAUGGCAAAAUGCAUGCUUGUGCUCAUGAUGCACAUACCACAAUGCUUCUUGGUGCUGCCAAGAUACUACAACAACUCCAACAUAACUUACAGGGUACGGUGGUGUUAAUUUUUCAACCAGCAGAAGAAAGAGGGCAUGGGGCUAAAGAUAUGAUAGAAGAAGGUGUACUUGAAAAUGUGGAAGCAAUAUUUGGUAUGCAUUUAGUACAUAAGUAUCCAAGUGGUGUAAUUGCAUCUAGGCCUGGUGAAUUUUUAGCUGGAUGUGGAAGUUUCAAAGCAACAAUUAGAGGGAAAGGAGGACAUGCUGCUAUACCACAAGAUACUGUUGAUCCAAUUUUGGCUGCUUCUACUUCUGUUAUUAGUUUGCAAAGUAUUGUUUCAAGAGAGGCUGAUCCUCUUGAAUCCCAGGUAGUUUCUGUGGCCAUGAUUCAGGGGGGGUCUUCAUUUAACGUGAUACCAGAUUCAGCUACAAUUUCUGGGACUUAUAGGGCAUUUAGUAAGAAGAGUUUCUAUGGUUUGAGAAAAAGAAUAGAAGAGAUUAUACGAGCACAAGCAGCUGUGCAUAGAUGUACGGUGGAGAUUGACUUUGAUGGUCGAGAAAAUCCAACACUUCCUCCAACUAUAAACGAUGCAAAAAUAUAUGAACAUGCCCAAAAAGUAUCGAAAAUGAUCGUUGGAGAGGACAACUAUAAAAUAGCACCUAGCUUCAUGGGAAGUGAAGAUUUUGCCGUGUUCUUAGAGAAAGUUCCUGGAUCUUUCUUCUUUUUGGGAACGAAAAAUGAAAAGAUUGGUGCUAUCUACCCUCCACAUAAUCCAAAUUUCUUCAUUGAUGAAGAUGUUCUACCUAUUGGGGCAGCAAUACAUGCUACAUUUGCCUAUACUUACCUUUUAAAUUCCAUAAAUAAGUGUACUAAUACUCAUUCUUCUUAUUAAGAGAUGGUAGAACAUUCUUUAGUUUUUUGUCUUCUUGUAUGUUACAUUUACAUCUAUAUAUGAGAGAAGCUGAUCAUUAGUUCUAUUUAA